Molecule: messenger RNA, 873 nt
Organism: Scedosporium apiospermum
Lineage: Eukaryota; Fungi; Ascomycota; Sordariomycetes; Microascales; Microascaceae
Exons: 3
Coding region: 1-873 (290 amino acids)
Source: RefSeq, a predicted model, not a curated record
AUGUCAGCUCAAACCCCGACAAGUGACAACUCCCUUGAGGCCGGACUCUUGAGUACCGUAGACGAGAAGAGAGCCCUUGAGAACUCUACCAACCCUCCACGAGCACCCGGAACACAGCAGAAGAACAGGAUGACGACCCUGAGGCGAUUCCUCGUUGCCUUGACCGUCAGUGUCUUGGUUUCCUUGACCAUUGCUGCCCAGAUACCCGUCCAGGCACGCGGGAAUGUUAACGAUGUAGCUGUCAACGACGGGGCAGCCGGAGAGCAAACUUUGGCCCAGAUCAUCAGUGACGCUCUCGGCAACAAAUUUGUCCAGAUCGCCAAGCGCCAGAACAACAACUCGACCUCCGAGCCCACGGAGACUCCCCCGACGUCGCAGGGACCCGAGCCCACCAGCCAGGAGCCCUCCCAGGAGCCCACGCAGCCUCCCACCAGCAACCCGCCUCCUACCAGCCAGACUCCCGAGCCCACCACCCCCGAGCCUACUCCCUCGUCUACCGACAAGAAUCCUGGUACGUCGUCGGACGAGCCGUCUUCUUCCUCUCUAGGAUCGACUGAUCCUAUUCCUUCCUCUUCUACCCUUUCCCCCUCUUCUUCUUCUUCUCAAGUCCCUUCCUCGUCCAAGAGGCCUGAACCUACUUCCUCUUCCAACAAGCAAACCACCAGCCGAAGCGCAACCACCAACACCCGCACCUCGACCCUUCCCGGCGGCGGCAUCACCGUGAUCACCUCCACCUCGUACUACGACGUCGUUCCCCAACCCACGGGUGAUGGCUCUGGCUCCGAUCCCGAGCUCCAGAACGCUGCCCCCGGGCAAAACGCUAUUGCCAUCAUCCCCGCGCUCUUUGGCAUCGUUGCGGCAAUGGCUCUCUAA